Punctularia strigosozonata HHB-11173 SS5 is the source of this 2109-nucleotide messenger RNA. Its product is annotated as alcohol oxidase. The transcript is spliced from 31 exons. NCBI's taxonomy places the organism in Eukaryota, Fungi, Basidiomycota, Agaricomycetes, Corticiales, Punctulariaceae. The record is from RefSeq and is a predicted model, not a curated record. Gene Ontology annotation, molecular function: oxidoreductase activity, acting on CH-OH group of donors; flavin adenine dinucleotide binding. Bases 1 to 1962 code for a protein of 653 amino acids.
AUGGUGCAACCACAGGAGGUCGACGUAAUCGUCGCGGGAGGUGGCCCUGCGGGCUGCGUAGUCGCGGGCCGUCUGGCUUACGCUGACCCCAACCUGAAGGUCAUGCUUAUUGAGGGCGGCGCCAACAACAGAGACGACCCGUGGGUCUAUCGGCCCGGUAUCUAUGUCCGCAACAUGCAGAGGAACGGCACCAAUGACAAGGCGACGUUCUACACGGAUACAAUGGAGUCGUCUCACCUGCGCGGAAGGCGCUCCAUCGUCCCCUGUGCAAACAUCUUAGGUGGCGGUAGCAGCAUAAAUUUCCAGAUGUACACUAGGGCUUCCGCCUCCGAUUGGGAUGAUUUCAACGCUGAAGGAUGGGCUGCCAAGGACCUCCUUCCUCUCAUGAAACGCCUUGAGAAUUACCAGAAGCCGGCGAACAACGACACCCACGGUUACAACGGGCCCAUCGCUAUCAGCAAUGGUGGACAGGUGAGGCCCUUGGCUCAGGACUUCUUGCGCGCUGCGCAUGCUAUCGGAGUUCCGUACAGUGACGACAUCCAAGAUCUCGAAACUGCUCAUGGCGCGGAAAUUUGGGCCAAAUAUAUCAACCGUGAGACUGGACGGCGGAGUGAUGCCGCUACAGCCUACGUCCACAGCGUCAUGGACGUUCAGACCAACCUGUACCUGCGCUGCAAUGCUAGGGUGUCUCGAGUUAUCUUCGAGGGCAACAAGGCCGUUGGCGUAGCAUACGUUCCUUCUCGGCCUAGGGUCAGCGGUGGCGCCGUCGAGGAGACUAUUGUUCGCGCUCGCCGCUACGUCGUGUUGAGCUCUGGGACUCUUGGAACCCCCCAGAUAUUGGAGCGGUCUGGCGUCGGCAACUCCCGUAUGCUGCAGGAGCUGGGCAUUCCCGUUGUCAGCGACCUUCCAGGUGUCGGCGAGGAAUAUCAGGACCACUACACGACCCUUUCUCUUUACCGCGUAUCCAACGAGAGCAUGACUACUGACGAUUUCUUACGUGGUGUCAAAGAGGUCCAGAGAGAGCUCUUCGCCGAGUGGGAGACAAGCCCCGAGAAGGCGAGGCUGUCCUCGAAUGCGAUCGAUGCUGGGUUCAAGGCGCGUGAGCAUAUCCGGCCGACUGAGGCGGAGCUCAAGGAGAUGGGGCCGGAAUUCAAUGAGCUUUGGGACCGCUACUUCAAGGACAAGCCUGACAAGCCUGUCAUGUUUGGCUCCAUCGUCGCCGGCGCCUACGCCGACCACACCCUUCUUCCUCCCGGGAAAUACAUGACUAUGUUCCAGUACUUGGAAUACCCGGCUAGCCGCGGAAAGAUCCACAUCUCCUCCCCGAACCCGUACAAGGAGCCGAACUUCGACAGUGGUUUCAUGAACAACAAGGCUGACUUCGCCCCGAUUCGGUGGAGCUACAAGAAGACGAGGGAGGUGGCUCGCCGGAUGGAUGCCUUCCGCGGCGAAUUGUCUUCGCACCACCCUCACUUCCACCCUGCGUCACCCGCCGCAACGAGGGACAUCGACAUUCAGACUGCGAAAGAGAUUUACCCCGAGGGUUUGACUGUCGGGAUCCACAUGGGAACGUGGCACAGGCCGAGCGAUCCGUACGACGCUUCGAAGGUUCACAACGACAUCAAAUAUACCAAAGAGGACGACGCUGCCAUCGACGACUGGAUUGCAGAUCACGUCGAGACGACGUGGCACAGCUUGGGCACCUGUGCCAUGAAGCCUCGCGAGAAAGGUGGUGUCGUUGACCACCGUCUCAACGUCUACGGCACCGAGAACCUCAAGUGCAUCGACUUGAGUAUCUGCCCCGAUAACCUGGGAACCAACACCUACUCUUCUGCCUUGCUGGUAGGGGAGAAAGGCGCCGACAUACUGGCAGAAGACCUCGGCUUGCAAAUCAAGGUUCCUCACGCACCUGUCCCUCACGCACCGGCUCCGAAGGGUGUCGCGUCUACUCAAGUCCGCUGAUGGAUCCUCUUCUUCGUCGUCGUGCUCGUAGGCUUUGAGGUAUCGGGAUGUAUGAUAAAGGUCUGAAAACGCUGCAGAGCUUUGUAUUGACCCCUUUGGUGGGAUGUCUGUACGAUUAAAUGUCCAAUACGACAUUCGGAUGACCAC